AUGGCCUCAGACAUCCACAUGCCAGACCCGGUGUGCCUCAUUGAGAACACUAACACACAAUUAGUAGUUAAUCCAGAAGCUUUGAAGAUCCUGUCUGCCAUUACACAGCCUGUUGUGGUGGUGGCCAUUGUGGGUCUCUGCCACACAGGCAAAUCCUACCUGAUGAACAAGCUGGCUGGGCAGAAAAAAGGCUUCUCUCUGGGUUUCAUGGUUGAGUUUUACACCAAAGGCAUCUGGAUGUGGUGUGUGCGUCACCCUAAGAAACCAAACUGCACCCUAGUUCUGCUUGACACUGAGGGGCUGGGAGAUGUACAGAAGGGUGACAACCAAAAUGACUCCUGGAUCUUUGCCCUGGCAAUACUGCUGAGCAGCACCUUUGUGUACAAUAGCAUGGGGACCAUAAACCAGCAGGCCAUGGACCAACUGCAGUUUGGAAUAUGUGGGAAAAAAUAUGUGACAGAGCUGACAGAUAAAAUAAGGGCAAAAUCUUCACCUGAUGCAAAUGAGGUUGAGGAUUCAGCUGACUUUGUGAGCUUCUUUCCAGAUUUUGUGUGGACACUGAGGGAUUUUUCCCUAGAAUUGGAAGUAGAUGGGCAACCCAUCUCAGCAGACGAGUACCUGCAGAAUUCACUCAAACUCAAGCCAGGUACCAGUCACAAAGAUAAAAAUUUUAACCAGCCCCGACUUUGUAUCCAAAAGUUCUUCCCAAUGAAGAAAUGUUUUAUCUUUGAUCAGCCCACUCAUUGGCAGAAGAUAGGCCUACUGAAGACAAUGCAUGAUUAUGAGCUGGACCCCAAAUUCGUGCAACAAGCUGCUGACUUCUGUUCCUACAUCUUUAGUAAUUCCAAAGUCAAAACUCUUUCAGGAGGCAUCCAGGUCAAUGGACCCAGGCUGGAGACUAUGGUGCUGACCUACGUCAAUGCCAUCAAUAAAGAAGACUUUUCCUGCAUGGAGAACGCUGUCCUGGCCUUGGCCCAGAUAGAGAAUUCAGCUGCAGUGGAAAAGGCCAUGACCCACUAUGAGCAGCUGAUAGGUGAGAAGGUUCAACUGCCUGAAGACUUCCAAGAGCAGCAGGAGCUGUUCAUGGCCAGUAGGAAAGAGGCCAUUGAAGUGUUCAUCAAGAAUUCCUUCAAUGAUGUAGACCAUUUAUUUCAAAGGAAAUUACAGGCCCAGAUAGAAGAAAGGCAAGAUAACAUUAUUCAAGAGAAUCAGAAAAAACUAUUGGAUUACAAAUCAUAUAUCAACCAUAUUAUAAAAGAAGAUAAAAAUAAGGUGGCUUAUUCUAAACCAGGAGACUAUAAACUCUUAUUUGAGGCUAUAGUCAAGUUGACAGAACAUCUUCCUGGACCCUACGAGGAUAUACCGAGAGAAGAAAUUCUUCAGAUAUACCUGAGGCACAGGGAUUCUGUGAUGAAUGAAAUUCUGCAGACAGACCAGAAUCUCACAGAAAAGGAAAAGGAGAUCGAAGUGCAACGUGUGAAAGCUGAAUCUGCAGAGGCAAAAAUGCUGGAAAUGCAAAAGAAGUAUCAGCAGAUGAUGGAGGAGAAAGAAAAGAGUUACCAGGAACAUGUGAAACAAUUGACUGAGAAGAUGGAGCAGGAGAGAGCCCAAUUAAUGGCAGAGUAUGGGAGGGUUCUGUCUCUUUUACUUCAGGAACAGACCAUGUUACUAAAGGAAGGAUUCCAAGAUGAGAGCAGACAACUUCAGAGAGAAAUAAAGGAUCUCAAGUAUAAAAUGGAAAGAAGGAACAGUUGUAUCUUAAUCUAAAGACCUUAGGCAAAGAGCUUCCCUGGUCACUCUACCCAAGGCAUAACUAAAACAGUUUUAGAAUCUGGAAAAAUGUCACAACUUGAGAAAAAGUGAGCUUCUUUAAGCUGAUAAAAGAAAUCUACAAAAAACCCUUCACCUAACGUACUUAAUGAUGAAAAACAGAAAGCUUUGCCCCUAACACAGGAAUAAAGCAAGGAUGUGCAGUCUCCCCACUCCUGUUAAACAGUAUAAUGAAAGGCUUCCUACAAUAUGGCAAAAAGGAAGGAAGGAGGGAAGGAAGGAAGGAAGGAAGGAAGGAAGGAAGGAAGGAAGGAAGAAAGAAAGAAAGAAAGAAAGAAAUCAGAAAGAAUAAAAUAAAACUGCCUUUAUUCUUACACACUUUGAUUAUCCACAUAGAAAAAUCCCAGGGAAUCUGCAACAAAAGCAAAAAACAUCAACAACAAUGACUCUUGGGACAACUUUGUAAGUUUAAAAAGGUUGUAAGAUUCAAGAUCAAUACACAAAAAUCCACUUUCAACUUUAUUUUUAUAUAAAAACAAUGGACUAUUGGAAACCAAAAAUUAAAAAACAAUACCACUUACAAUAGCUGUUUUUAAAAUAUGGAAUACUUAGGUAGAAAUAUAACUAAACACGCAAAUGAUCUUCUAUGCUGAAAAACAUUCUAAGACCAAGAGAUUAUGGGGUCGAUCAUGAUGUAUGAAUUUCCUUAGAUUCCAACUCCCUUGUUGUUUUUAUGAUGUUUCUUCUACUCAUUGUAGAGAAGAUUCAAGACCCUUAUUUUUAGCGUUAUCUCUGACAAAAGCAUGUGCCUAGUAUUUGUUAAGUUUCCCUGAACACUAAAAAUGUCAACUGUGGGGGGCAGGUGGGUAUGGGGGGGUCAAUGGGAAAAAAGGAUGAUAGCUGUAAUACUAUCAACA
This is a messenger RNA of Myotis brandtii (Brandt's bat), 2687 nucleotides long. RefSeq names its product guanylate-binding protein 1-like. Lineage: Eukaryota; Metazoa; Chordata; Mammalia; Chiroptera; Vespertilionidae. The record is from RefSeq and is a predicted model, not a curated record. Gene Ontology annotation, molecular function: GTP binding; GTPase activity.